Messenger RNA from Jatropha curcas, 1166 nucleotides. RefSeq names its product B-cell receptor-associated protein 31-like protein. Lineage: Eukaryota; Viridiplantae; Streptophyta; Magnoliopsida; Malpighiales; Euphorbiaceae. Gene Ontology annotation, biological process: endoplasmic reticulum to Golgi vesicle-mediated transport; intracellular protein transport. Gene Ontology annotation, cellular component: endoplasmic reticulum membrane; endoplasmic reticulum. The record is from RefSeq and is a predicted model, not a curated record.
UAAACAAAAGAACUUUCGAAGCAGAUGGACUCGUCUUAGGACCAAGAAAUUGAAUUUCAUUGAAAAACCUCUUCUACUUCUCUUCAAUUGUUCUGCUCUUCAAUUUUCUCUGCUUUCGAUCGACAUUGUCAUAAGCUUACCAUAGCUCACUUCCUCCAAAGAUCAAACCUUUGAUCUUUGAAUUCUGUGAUUUCGGAUUACACGAAACAAUUAAGAUAUGAUUAAUCUACUGUACACAGUGAUUUUCUCGGAGAUGACGUUGAUAAUGGUGCUUAUUUUCAAGACCCCAUUAAGGAAGUUGGUGUUAAUGGUUCUUGAUCGGGUCAAACGCGGUCGCGGCCCAAUCGUCGUAAAGACGGUGGCGGGAACGGUACUUGUGGUGUUGAUAUCAAGCGUGUAUAGUAUGAUGAAGAUCCAGAAGCGUUGGAUCGAUGAAGGUGCUGUCAAUCCAACUGACCAGGUUCUCAUGUCCGGUCACCUUCUUCAGGCUACUCUUAUGGGAUUCUGUCUUUUCCUUGCUCUAAUGAUAGACAGACUACAUCAUUAUAUUAGAGAACUUCGAAUGCGGCGGAAGAGCAUGGAGGCAAUAAAGAAACAAAGUCGAGCUUUUGAGGAUGGAAAAGUAGAGGAGAGUAAAGCCAUGGAAGAAGAGAUAACUACACUGCGAGCAAAACUUAAGCAUCUGGAAUCUGAUCUGGAAAUGAAGACAAAAGAGGCUCAUGCUUCAGAAGCCAAUGCAGUAGCACUAAAGAAGCAAGCUGAAGGAUUCCUUCUCGAGUAUGACCGAUUACAUGAGGAAAACCAAAAUCUGCGGAACCAAUUGCAAUCUUUGGACUUGACAUUAUCACGAUCGGGUAGCAAGAAGAAUACUUGAGGAACCAAGCAGUUUUGCUAAAUAUUUGUUUAUAUUAUUUACCUGAAAGUCUAAAUGUGGGUUUUGUUGAUUAUAAUUUUCUAAUCUAUGCAAUGUUGUAAGUGUGAGCCCUGUGGGGAAUGAAAGACAUGCAAAAUAGGAGAAAGGACAGAAAUAGGUUUUCAUUUUCUUUGUUCAAUUCAAGAAGGGUUGAAGUUGAAAUAGAAUGGAUCAAUUUUAUCAGGAUGGAUUGUGGCAUACAUUUUUAGGACAAUUUAACUGAAUAUUAUAUGGUCAACUUCUUCUUCUUAUU